Molecule: messenger RNA, 2266 nt
Organism: Equus caballus (horse)
Lineage: Eukaryota; Metazoa; Chordata; Mammalia; Perissodactyla; Equidae
Source: RefSeq, a predicted model, not a curated record
CAUUCUCACAUUUCUUUCCUUUGCUAACCCGUGUUGUAUACUACAAUGCCUGAGCCGGCCAAGUCCGCGCCCGCGCCCAAAAAGGGCUCGAAGAAAGCGGUCACCAAAGCCCAGAAGAAAGACGGCAAGAAGCGCAAGCGCAGCCGCAAGGAGAGCUAUUCCAUCUACGUGUACAAGGUGCUGAAGCAGGUGCACCCGGACACCGGCAUCUCGUCCAAGGCCAUGGGCAUCAUGAACUCCUUCGUCAACGACAUCUUCGAGCGCAUCGCCGGCGAGGCGUCCCGCCUGGCGCAUUACAACAAGCGCUCGACCAUCACGUCCCGGGAGAUCCAGACGGCCGUGCGCCUGCUGCUGCCCGGCGAGCUGGCCAAGCACGCCGUGUCCGAGGGCACCAAGGCCGUCACCAAGUACACCAGCUCCAAGUGAGUCCCUGCCGGGACGCGGCGCUCGCGCGGCUCCCCGCCCGCUUGACUCCAAAGGCUCUUUUCAGAGCCACCCACCUAAUCACCAGAAAAGAGCUUUGUUCACUUACUUUCUUUGUUUUUUCUCACAAAGUAAGUUAUUCUAGUUGGUUAAAGGUCACAGAAGAUGGUACACUUAGCUGUUUCGGUCCUCUGACUUCAGGUUCCUUGCGCGGGACUGCCUUUGCUUCUGAGUCUAGGGUGCGUCUUAAUUCCUUAUUGUGUUUAGUUUUCCUAUGAAUCAGCUCUAAACUAAGAUCCGCUCCACCCCACCCUCCGACCCCAGACUACAGUGUCCUGGGGGUUCUGCCGGCUACGUCUCAUCGGUGUUUUAAAAAGAAGUGAGUGAUUUUCGGCAUCCACAUUUAAGAAAGGACCCGAAGACACAACUAAGCUCGGGUCCCGCGAGCACUGCAUCACAGCCCUGGAGGAUUCUCAAGAGUCUGGCAGCCUCUUGGGUCUUGGGUCACCAGUUUUGCUUUGCGAUGUGGCCUCCCAUGGAUACCAGCGCUCUUCUGGGCACCUCAGGCGGAGCCAGCGCGGCCGGGUCUCAGCCUUUCCGUGAUUGGACGACGUGAAUAUUCAAAACCACGCGCCGCUCCAGAAUUCGUAGAUUCUGGUUUUCGCUGCUUACUUUAAGACUUUGAGAUCCCUAUUUCUCUGUUUGUGAGUCAUUUUUGCCCUUGAAUGCUCUCCUUGGAACGCUCCAGCCUUGGGUCACUGCAAGGCACUGGUCACUUAGGUCUGGGCUAAAAGUCACCUCUCAGAGGCCUUCCCAGCUCAUCCACUCAGGAAUUCGCGCUUCUCGUUUCUGCCUGUCCUUGGUCUCUCUCACUGUUUUAUCUUCCUCCUGGUAGCUGUCAGAAAUUGUUUGGCUCGUUUAUUUUCUUGUUUAUGGUCUUUCUCCUCAAGCCCUUGACAGAGACUUUGCUGGUCUGGUUUUCCGCUAUAUUGUCAGCGCCAAUCUGCCUGACGUGUAGUGGACACUUACAUCGUGAAUUAAUACUGUUGAAUUAAUUUUCCUAUCCCACCCCUUCCUUAAUCACUUCCUUGGGUGGAUGAGUGCGGGUCAUUUCCGUUAAACAUAUGUGAAGAUGAUGAAAAUGGAAAUAUUUUUGGAGCUUCUUUCCCAAGUCUGCCGUGGUCACCUCAAGGCAACAGCUGGGAGAAAGCCUAUGUUAAAAUUCUUGUUGCGCCUAAGAGGAGGUGGCAAUGUUUGCUCCUCCCUUUAUGCUUCUCAGUUUAGUGUAACCUCUUUUGGAUUUUCAUUAAAUUCAGAGCUUUGGUCUCUGGUAAGAUCCUUUUCCCUUCUCUUUUUCUGACACUCCCCACCUCCCCCCAUUCUGCCAUCUUCAUCCUCUGUUCCCUACUGAGAUCACCUUUUAAUUUACACUCACCAUCUCAUUUGCUUUUCGGGACACCCUGUAAGAUAGACCCUGUAAGAUAGGCAAAGUUAAUAUCCCUCUACAAACAAGGUUGAGAGAAGCACAGUCCACUGGCCACGCAGCUAACACUGUCCACCUUUGUAUCCUCAGGUAUGAGGACAAUUACAUUUUAGUUUUACUUUGUGUCAUUGCAGAAUGUUGAAUCUUUCUGUCCAAGCCAUGAUUUUGCUGAUAAAUACAUUGAUGGUCUGAUCAGUUAUUAAACGCUGCUUUUGGUCCUGGAGUUGAUUGCAAGGUUUUCAUGAAUCCAAAUGGACUCCAGACAUCAUAGACUGAUUAAAUCUUGUGUUUCCUACAUGUAUGUUUUCAAAUGUGUGUAGAUGCUAUUGUUAUUGAUAAAGUUACCAAUUAAUUUAAAAA